Messenger RNA from Cuscuta campestris, 1752 nucleotides. The record is from the annotation of a GenBank genome assembly. Lineage: Eukaryota; Viridiplantae; Streptophyta; Magnoliopsida; Solanales; Convolvulaceae.
AGCUCGAGGUCUGUGUGGUGUUUUUUUUAGGUGAGAUCAGCUUGUAACCCGACUGACUCAGAUGGAAGGCAGUCAAGGCACCAUCUCCAAUUAACGACGUCAAUCAAGCUCCCUAGCGUCUUCCUCCUCCGUCCUCUUCGGCGAGCUUCCAGCGCCAGCCAGCCAGACGCCCAUCUCCGGCAAGCAACAGUAGCGACCAAUACUCCGGCAGCCCAACCUAGCGUCCUCCUUCCAUAUCGAAAAAACGAGGUUGAUUAACGGAGAAGACCAGACCCAUAUGCAUAGAAGAACAGAAGCAAUUCCAGAUCCAAUCUGGUGAUCCCGAGGAAUUAUGAGAAGAGGUAAAUUUUGGUGACUCAACCGGCAACAGAGAAAAGAUGUCGGAUGCAGAUUGGGUAGGUUUGGAUCAGAAAGCUAUGUCCGUGAUCUGUCUCUCGUUGACCAAGAAUGUUGCGUUCAACAUUCUGAAAGAGAAGACAGCGAAGAGAAUUAUGGAAGCGCUGUCUAACAUGUACGAGAAGUCAUCUGCAGAAAACAAAGUUUUUCUGAUCAGAGAGGUGGUGAAUACAAGGAUGAAAAAUGGCACUUCAGUUACCGAGCAUAUCAACAAGUUGAAUUCGAUCUUAGCCAGACUUUUGUCAGUGUGCAUUAAGUUCAAUGAUGAAGUUCAAGCUUUACUACUGUUAUUGUCAUUGCCUGACAGUUCGUCCGGAACUGUUAAAUCAGUUACCAGUUUAGCGGCACCUGACAGAUUCAGUUUUGAAAAGAUUCGUGACCUCGUUCUUGGUGAAGAUAUCAGAAGGAGUUCGGCUGAGUCUUCGAAAGAAUCACUAAAUAUCGUCAGAGGCAGAGGAAAUAAAAGAGAGGAUAAACAAGUGAACAUUGCUAGAGGCUCCGCAAGUGACGAGGAUUCCUUGGUCAUGAAUUCUGUUGCUUCAUUUCAUGCUACCCACAGAUAUGAAGCAUUGCAGAAUCUAGUUAUUGGGGACUUUGGAAAGGUACGACUAGCGGGCGACAGAGCUCUUGAUGUGACGGGAAUGAGUGACAUAGUGCUGAAGACCCCAGUCGAUUUCUGGACUUUGAAGGAUGUUAGAGUGCUUCUAGCCUUAAAGAAAAGUUUGAUGCAGUUGGACGAACAGGGACACGAGGUGAAGUUCGAAAACGGGCAGUGGAAGGUUGUAAAGAGAAAUCUUGUCAUGGCCCGUGGAAGGAAGAGAGAAGAUGAUAUUGAGCGGGCAAAGAUUGAUGCCCUCCUUCAAAGUUGGACUUUGUCCACGGUCUCUAAAGAGAUCACUGAUUUCAUCAUUGCAUUCAACUCCAUCGCUCAUGCUCUUUGGACAGGGACAUCCAAUAUCUUUCGUGAUAAUAAGAGUGUGUGUCUCACGCAACUUGAACAUCGGUUCCGCAUGACGGUCAUAAGCACCAAAUCCAUCACCGAGUAUUGCGAAAAGCUCAAGAAUCUGGUUGAUUGUCUUGAUGAUGUUGAUGCACAUGUGUUUGUUGCUAAAAAAACCCUAGUCGUGUAGGUUCCACGUCGCUUGUUGCUCGAUAUGAUGUUCGAUCACAGGUCUGAUUCUUGCAAUUCCUCAAACCUGUCCCGAUUCACGGGUGACAAGAUAACACCACGGCAAGUACGUGCACUCCAUGUGUCUUCUUUCUUGAAGUAUGCAUCUAAUUUCACUAAAGAACUACUAUUUACCCCUUUCAUUCGAAAUUGAAUUACCUAUUGUGGAUUAAAAGGUUUGAAUUACC